UAAGGGCUGGGAGCCACAUGAGCGAUUUCCCCCAGCCCCUCCCCCCUUAUGAGUAAGUAUAGCGUUUAGUUCCAGUGCUGGCCUGUCCCGCAGUCGAAUAAACAAUCUCAGGUAUAAACUCUGUCCAAAGCUGCUUGAUUUUCUUCGAAAAGACCAUGGCUUUGCUUUUUCGGGGUGAAUCAAGACGGAAGAUCUUUAGACAUCACCUGUUUUGGAUCAAGAUAGCUGAAAUCGUUCUUCCCCUGUUGAUGUUUCCUUUCUGUGUGGUUUAUGAAGACCAAGGUAGUCUACAUACUAAAGACAAAAUAUACUGGUUCAACAUCACUGUUAAAUACCCAUUUAAGUACUAUGAGAACAUUACAGCUAUCUACACGGAGGAAGAGACUCCUUUAAAGUUCAGUUUUGAUGGUGCUAUAAAUAUUUGUGCACAGUUGUUUGUUGCUGUUUCAGUCCUGUCGAUGAUGGUGGCUCUUGUGAUGGUCGUAUUCUCAAUUAUUGUCCACAAGGCAGAUUCAAUGGCAAGGCCAGUUAUGUAUUCUGAACUCUUUUCUGCCAUAAUUGUUUCCUUUCUUCUUGUUAUGAGCACCAGCCUGUGGCUGUACAAUGUCUUUACUCUGAGGAAAGAAGUUGAAGGAGAGUUAAAUAGAUUUGCAAGUUAUGCAAAAAGCAACUGUGUUGAUGGCCAGGAAGAUUGCAAUCCAAUCAAGAAGUUUCCAGAUUAUACCACUCUAUUCCUGUCUGUGGGUUUUGGUUUUGUAACCUUUCUGGUUUGGUUGGUAAAUACUGUAUUAGUUUAUCGGGAUAUUCUUCAACCAGUACAAGAAGAUACCAAUGGUAAUAAUGCACUAAUAUGGGCUCAGGAGCUUCCAGACACCCAUAACAGAAAUCCAGAGCCAGCACAAUCUUCUUAAAAAUUAAUGUUCUUUUAGUCAUGCAUGGAUAAAAAUUGCAUAAAGGGUUGCCAAAGUCGAUCAAGAUUGCCAUUAUAUUACCAUAUAAUCUUCUUGCCUGACAGCAUUUUCAUUACACAUAGUCAGUCUUAGGAAAAACUAGAGUAUGGGAUGGGAUGCUAGUCUUAGGUGAGCUCUAUCUAGCAGUUCCAAGGUUGAGGAAAAAACUGGGUUGAGUUGGUAUUGCAGUGCAUUGUGGGGCUGUUUUGGGGGACAUUUCCAAGACAUGGUGUCUAUUUAGUCCCCUAAAAUAGUCCCAAAAUGCAUUGCAGUGCCAUCUCAACAUAGUUCUCCCCUCAACCAGUGAAUGGCUAAUUAGGAAGGGUAUUCCUCAUGAUAUAAGUUUGACAUAUGACAUAGAUUUUAUCAGAGACAUGACAUAGCUUAGGGCUUGUCAUCAGGUUGCAUGUGAAAUGUUUAGAUAAUUUUACUCAUCCAAAAGAUGUUUCCUGAAUUUGCUUGUCUAAGUGACCACAAACAAUGUCCCCAAGGUUGGACUUGAUAAAAUAAAGUAAAUACAUAGCCUGUGUAGCGGCUCUUGGGGAGGGGGUUGGGGCGAGGGGGUGGGUUGCGCCCCCUGCUGCCCACUCGCCCCAACCCCCCUCCCCAAGAGCCGCUAUGUAGGCUAAUGAACGCAUAAAUAAAAAGUGAAAUCUUGAUUUAGGACUACUUUUUUGCAGUCACCAGGCAUCCCAGCCAUGUUUUAGACAAAUUUGAUAGGAAAUAUAGGCAAGUUCUAAAUAUAGGAAAAUAUACGAUUUUCCCCAAAAAAUAUAGGCUUUUUAAACAUUAAAUAGUAAACAAUAAACACACUAUUAUUGUUAA
This is a messenger RNA of Actinia tenebrosa (Australian red waratah sea anemone), 1775 nucleotides long. RefSeq lists its product as uncharacterized. Lineage: Eukaryota; Metazoa; Cnidaria; Anthozoa; Actiniaria; Actiniidae. The record is from RefSeq and is a predicted model, not a curated record. Gene Ontology annotation, cellular component: membrane; synaptic vesicle.